Molecule: messenger RNA, 1899 nt
Organism: Octopus bimaculoides (California two-spot octopus)
Lineage: Eukaryota; Metazoa; Mollusca; Cephalopoda; Octopoda; Octopodidae
Product: N-acetylgalactosamine-6-sulfatase
Molecular function (GO): arylsulfatase activity
Source: RefSeq, a predicted model, not a curated record
AUACAUUUGCCCAAGAUGCCGUGCAGUGGGGGUGCAAAGAAAAUUCUAUAUGUCAGUUUAAGAACAACUCAGCUACACAUAAGACCACCUCUCACUUCCAUAAUCAUCCCUCAGCUUUGUCACCCAGCUGUCUCAAUAGAUAUCAAAAUCACGUGGUUACAUUAUUUCCUGGUUAUUUUCGUAAUGGAGCUGCUAUCCUGGCUAACUUUGGUCUUUCUCUACGGAUAUGUCAACGGUCAACCCAAUUUUAUCAUUAUGCUCAUGGAUGAUAUGGGUUGGGGAGACUUGGGAAUUUUGGGGGAACCCAACAAAGAGACACCCAACAUUGAUGAAAUGGCUUCACAGGGAAUGCUACUGACAGACUUUUAUUCAGCCAACCCAUUGUGUUCUCCUUCUCGAGCUGCCUUGCUCACAGGACGUCUUCCUAUCAGAAAUGGAUUCUAUACCACUAAUGCACAUGCUCGUAAUGGUUAUACACCCCAAGUUAUUGUAGGGGGCAUCUCUGACCAUGAGAUUUUGUUGUCUGAACUUCUUGAAAAGAAAGGCUACCAAAGCAAAAUCAUUGGCAAAUGGCACUUGGGUCAUCAAGAAAAAUACCAUCCUCUAAGACAUGGCUUUCAAGAAUGGUUUGGCUCCCCUAACUGCCAUUUUGGUCCUUAUGAUAACAUAGAGACACCAAAUAUUCCUGUUUAUCGAGACUGGAAUAUGACAGGAAGAUAUUAUGAUGAUUUCAAAAUAAAUAGGAAAACUGGUGAAUCAAAUCUGACUCAGAUCUAUAUCGAGGAAGCAGAAAGAUUUAUUGAAAUACAAGCCAAGAAACAGCUACCAUUUUUCUUAUAUUGGGCUGUAGAUGCUACACACGGUCCUGUUUAUGCUUCUCCCCAGUUUCUUGGCACCAGUCGUCGUGGACUCUAUGGAGAUGCUGUUAAAGAACUUGAUUAUGGUGUUGGACGUAUCUUGAAAACUUUAUCCAAAUUCAACUUAGCUAAAGACACGUUUGUAUUUUUCUCCUCUGAUAAUGGUGCUGCCACCUAUGCAAAAUCUCAUGGAGGCAGUAAUGGACCUUUUCUUUGUGGAAAACAAACAACAUUUGAAGGUGGAAUGAGAGAGCCUGCUGUUGCAUGGUGGCCUGGUAAAAUUCCAGCUGGAGUUGUUUCUCAUCAGUUGGGAACUUUGAUGGAUUUGUUUUCCACUGUGUUAGAUUUUGCCAAUAUUCCAAUACCAACUGAUCGAAUCAUCGAUGGAAUCAGUCUGAAAGAAACAUUGCUCUCGAACCAUAUUACAGACAGACCAAUUUUUUACUACCGUGGCAAUCAAUUGAUGGCUGUUCGUCAUGGUGACUAUAAAAUUCAUUUGUGGACUUGGACAAAUUCACUGGAAGAAAAGAAAAGAGGUGUUGAGUUUUGUCCUGGUGAAUUUAUAUUAAAUGUCACUACCCACAAGCAAGUAAACCAUACAUCAAUGCCAUUGUUAUUUAAUAUUGCUGUCGACCCAGGUGAAAAAUAUCUAAUCAGGUAUACUCAUCCUACCUAUCAUUCUGUUAUGCCUGAAUUCCAGAAAAUAGUAUGGAAACAUCUCGAAGAUUUGGUUCCUGGUAAGCCUCAACUUAAUUGGUGUGAUAAAGCAAUACAGAACUGGUCACCUCCAGGCUGUGAAAAAUUACAAGAGUGUUUGAAAGGACCGCCAUCCAAACCUCAUCUUUGUGUAUGGCCUCAUUAAAGAUAAGGUCUACCUCAAGUAUUCCAUUUCCAUUUUAACCCCCACAUUUUUUUUUUUUGUUACUGUAUUUCUGUUGAAACACUUUGUUUUAAUUAAUUUUCAAAAAUAAUGAAGAAAUUACUGAUAUCACAUUUUCUUUAUUAAGCUGGUGUUUGGGAUAUAAAUUAACAUGAAAUUUUA